CACGCGAAAGACUCCUUUUAGUUUUUUCACUAGUGUAGAUAGUGGCGUCACUAGACACAGCGAAUAGGAAUUAUUUUAGGAUCACAUAUUUUAACCAAGCAAUGGGCUUCUAGCAGACAUCGAAAUUCAUUGCCUCUAUAUUGAGAAAUUGUAGAAUAAAUAUCGACUGUUUCUACGGGUUCAUCCGGGUGUUUAUUUUAUUCAGUAAUUUGUUCUUAAAGCCUUUCAACAUGAUGAGCAAUUCUAUGCGAUUUACGAGAUUUAACCUCAACCAACCUAUUUCACCUUUGUAUUUGUGUCUGCAUUAACCAGUGUACUAACAGCGACAUUUGAAAGACAUUAUAUUUAUUAUUUCCUUUAUUUUCUUUGUAAUAAUUAUUAGAAAAUAGAACGAUGUAAGAUAAUUGAACAGAAUGGCAGAUUUAUUUGACAUCGCAAAUUUAAUCACUACCGUGGGAGUGGAUGCUGUCAAAAUUAAACCUGAACCUGGAUUGCCAGAAAAGUCAUCGAGUGAAAUUUUGACAGAGCUAUUUAGCACGUUUGAUGCCGAGGAAGAAGCAGCAACACCAGAAAAUAGCAUUACUGAAGAUGCUCAAGAACCAGAGCCAAACGUUGCUGAUGAAAAAGAUGCAAAACUCGAGAAACCUAAAAAGAAGAAAAGUAAAAAGAAACAUAAACAUAAAGACAAGAAACAUAAGAAAAAGUCAAAACGAAAUUCAACUGAUAGCAGUGAUGAGGAAGUUAAUGGUGUUAAGAAAAAGAAAAAACAUAAAAAAAAAUCAAAGCGGAAACAUGAAUCUGGGAAAGCUACAGAUUCUGACGAGUCUAAGUCUAAAGUGCGAAAACUGAGCAUUAGUGAUGCUUCUGAUACAAAGGUUAAGAAAGAAGGCAUUUAUAAUGGCUGCGAUAGUAAUGAAAAAAAAGAUUCCGAAGAUAAGUUGACAAAGCAACAAAAACAAUUCACAGUUGAAUCUGAAUUAGAUUCUACAAAAAAAUCAUUGCCAAGAGAAAAAAAAAGGUCAGAAAGCCCUGAAUUACCUUCAGUUGUCAAAAAGGUGGAAGAUGACACAGAUCCACCGAUAAUUCCAAAACUUGAAAAGAAUAAGCAUUCAACACAAGGGAAAAUUUUAAUAAAAGAUUUAAAGAAUAGUGCUAUUUACAAUGAAACUGUAAAGGAAGUACAGAAUAAGGAAAAAGAGAAAGCUGCUCGAAUGGAAGAUGGAGAAUUAUCAGACAGUAGUUCAGAUCAGCGAACACCUACACUAAGUCCAACACCUCCAAGACAUGAUCCAGUAGAUCCUGUCUUUGAUAGACUAAAAGCAAGUAGCCCAACGACUGAAGUACUUGUUUCCAUAAAAAAUGAUCUCAGAUUAGUUUUGAAAGAAAAAGAAAAGAAAAAAACAGGAAAAAAAAAGUCUAAGCAAAAAAGUGAAAUGAAUUCUAAAAAUGGAAAAAGCCAUAAGGAAAGUAAAGAUGUAAAGGAAAGUAAACGUAGUCGAUCACGAGGAAGGAAGAGAUCUGGAUCCCGAACACAUUCAAGUUCUCACCGUAGUAGAAGUAGAGGUAAAGAAAAACAUCGUGCCAGGAGCUUAGAUAGGAGAGAAAAGGAUGGAAAUGAUGACAGAAGGGAAGCAGAGAAAAAUAGACAUAGAAGGAAAUACUCGAGAGAACGUAGACAUAGGAGUCGAAGUAACAACAGAAGUCGUGAUAGAUCUCCCAGAGGACGAAGCAGAAGCAGAGAAAGAAAAGAAAAGAUAGAAAUUGACAAAAAGAAGCUUUUAGAAAUAGCAAGGAGAAAUGCAAUAAAUAUGAUUAAAAAAGGAACCUUGCCAUUGGCUCAGCAAGACAAGGCUAUUGCUGCUAUUCAGGCCGGUGGAAAAUCAAUUGAUGAGCUUACAGAUUUUUGCAAGUCACUUUCAAAGUCUGAAGCUUUGGGAGAACUGUCAAGCAUUUCCUCGGAAGAUGGUGAUAGUGAGUCUGAAAAAGGUUUUCACCAUCCAUUUCUGGUCAAAGAUAGACCUAGUUCUAUUAUUAUGAAUAUUCGGGAUGCUAAACAACUACCAACCAAAACAUUUCAAGAAAAAACUGCGGAAUCAUCAAAUCAGUUGCGAUUGCAAUUCCCAGUUUCCAGUGGUCAACAUCAUAGAAAAACUGAGAGUGAAUGGGUGCCGGUAACUCCAAAGAAACCAGAAUCUAAAAAAGCUUUUGUACCAGCAACGGCAACGACUGAACCCCUCGCUAUCAUGCCACCUCCUGCCCCUGCUCCUGCUAUUGCUCUUCCUCCUGUUUCUACUUUUACUCCUCCUGCUCCUGCUCCUGCUCCUGCUCCUACUCCUGCUCCUACUCCUACUCCUACUCCUACUCCUACUCCUACUCUUGCUCCUGCUGUUGCAUCUGUGCCUUUACCUAUGGCUGUACCGAUGUCUGCUCCGAUACCUUCUACACAGCCAACAGUAUUCCCACCAACUUCAGCUGCAUCGGCGGUAGACAUAAGCUCUAUCGUAUCGCAAAGGUUGGCUGCGAUGAGAAGACUGACAGAAAAUCCAAAUGACGUUCGUGCGAUCAAAGACAUGAACAGAGCCCACAAUGAGAUGAAAUGCUGGGCUGAAAGUAAACAGAUGCCAGGUCAAUUUACUGGCAGUACUGGAGUUAGAGUGCUCACACCAGCCGAGCUUACAUCGGGACAUCAGGCAUGGGCCCGCAAGGACCAGUUACUAACAGCACAGCCUGUUUCGGGUGGAAUGGGCAUGGCCUUACUUCAGAAGAUGGGCUGGAAGCCAGGGGAAGGUUUGGGAAAGAAUAAAGAAGGAACAUUGGUGCCCUUACAAUUAGAAGUCAAACUCGACAAAAGAGGAUUGGUUUCGGAACAAGAUAUCGGAAAGAAACCAGGAAAAGCAACAAAACCUGUAGUACCAACUAUUAAAACAUUGGAAGGAAAACAUCCUGUGUCCUUACUGGGUGAGUUCUGUUCAAAACGUAAGUUAAGUCCCCCAGUUUAUGAGCUAUGCUUUGAGUGUGGGCCAGACCAUAAGAAGAAUUUUCUUUUCAAGGUGAAAGUGAAUGGUGUAGAGUACAAGCCAAGUGUCGCCAGUCCCAACAAAAAGCAGGCAAAAGCGGAGGCAGCGCAAAUUUGCCUUCAAACAUUAGGAUUGUUGCCUUCAUAAAUACCUUUGUAAACUAUUGUAUAAAGUUUAUGACUUUAGGAAAAAUAACAUGUGUGAACAAGUAA
This is a messenger RNA of Orussus abietinus, 3229 nucleotides long. Its product is annotated as protein SON. The transcript is spliced from 12 exons. NCBI's taxonomy places the organism in Eukaryota, Metazoa, Arthropoda, Insecta, Hymenoptera, Orussidae. Gene Ontology annotation, molecular function: RNA binding. Bases 414 to 3164 code for a protein of 916 amino acids. Gene Ontology annotation, biological process: regulation of cell cycle; regulation of mRNA splicing, via spliceosome. The record is from RefSeq and is a predicted model, not a curated record.